This is a messenger RNA of Cercopithifilaria johnstoni, 1503 nucleotides long. The record is from the annotation of a GenBank genome assembly. NCBI's taxonomy places the organism in Eukaryota, Metazoa, Nematoda, Chromadorea, Rhabditida, Onchocercidae.
AUGCCAAGCUCCCAACUACGUGAUUUGGAUUUGGUGAAAUGGUUGAACAACAAACUUGGUGAUAACAGCGAGUUGUGGUGUGGUCGACAAGCGGCAUCGUUACUUUCACGCGAAAUGUUGAUAGAAUUGGAAACGUGUUUUCAAGCAUUAGAACCACAUGUUAAACUGAAAAUUAUAUUAGCCAUUCCGCAUUUGUCCUAUCGACUUCUUACAAUGUGGAAAGAACCGCUAAUGAAUUUAUUGGAUCUAGCUCGAAGAGAUGCUGAUGAUUGGAUUGAAACCGUUGCUGACAUGUAUAGAGAAUAUCCUAAUCGACAAUGUAUAACACCGAUACCUACCAUUGCGGAUUCUUAUUUUCGUAAAUCUCUUGAUGAGUUGAGGAAAAUGGUUAGAAAGCAUUCUGCAAAUAAUAAUUUACGAUUGUUACCUGUUGAUUUAAAUGCUGUAUCACAAACUGCAAUCGAGAUACGUUUUGGUUUAACCGAAAUUGAAAAUCGGAAACAUUUCAAUUUAAAGCGACGGGCUAAAUCAUAUACACUAAAAGCUGAGCUGUUGAAAUCAUUAGAAGUUGGUUGCAAUCGAAAUAAAAAUCAGAAGCUUGAUGUUAUAUCAACAAGUUUCCCUAUACGCAUUCGAAGCACUGCCAGAAAGCCGAAUAAUGAUUUACCAAUGCGUGGGAUUCCAACUACAAAUACUUGUAAAUUGUCCGCUGGUUUUACGAAUGAACCACGCAAAUUUCAAAGACAAUUAACGAGGCGCGAAGGUGGUGCUAAAUUUAUUGAUAUUGGUGACCUGCCGCAGGCACUGAGUGUCCGUCGAAAAGAACAGGAAGCAGAAGAACGCGCAAGAAGGCAACAAGAGAGAGAAGAACAAAGGAAACGUGCCCAGGUUGAAAAGGCCGUAAAAGAUGCAAAACGAGCUGCAAUAGCUGCACAGAAGGCCAGAGAAGCUGCUGCUGCUGCUGUGACAGUAGAUGAAGUUACGGCUGCGGUAAAUGAAGCAAUUUCUUCUGCAAUUCGAAAUAAUCCAAGUUUGAUUCAAGAUAACUGUGAUAUUCAUCCUAUAAAUGACGAAAGCAAUGACUCCAUACAAGACACCAGCCAACUCUCGUCUUCCUACGGCGAUGUUCGCGAUUUACCAACAGUGCAGUCGGACCAUAGUCAAGAUUCGCAGUCACCUCCAUCUGCAAUUCAUCAGUCUCGACGUGAAUCAUUCGCACGUCGACAAUGUGAAGAAAUGUUAGCGUGUGCCAAUGUAUUGAACGAGGAAGGUCACCGUAUGGUCAUUGCUUUCAUGUCCGGUAACAAAGUCCAUCCGUACCCCCAUUUGGGUGAUCUCCUGACCUUGAAGUUAUCAGAAACUUACGAAGAUGAGCUUCGACCAGAUGGGACGAUGCAAAAAAUGCGUGUGGAGACCUUCUUUCAGAUGGAUUAUCGAACAGGAGAAUGGAAACGUUUGCGAAAAACGCGUGCUUUACGCCCGGAGGAAAUGCGCAUAUUAUAG